AUGUCGUCCCCGCCGUUGUCCCCGCCGUCAACCCCGCCGUCUUCGAGGCUGGGCAAUGGUCCAACUUCGGCCUCCGUCACCUUCGACGAGAGCGCUGAACACAGUCCUUCGUCCGGAAAUCCUUCCUAUGUCGACGCUGCAGGGGAACUGGUAGCUGGAGAGACCGAUAGACUGCUCCCCACUGCUACCGACCCCACGCCUCCUGUCGUUCCCGAUGCCGCAGAUUGUCGAGUUACAUCUCACGAGGAGAAAGGGAUGCUGUCGCGGUUCUCUAGCCAUCUAUCUGCGAUGCAUUUCACAGUCCCUACCAUCCAGCUCCCCAGCCUUCCUCAGUAUGUCACGUUUGACUACCCUUCACUUGGGCGGCUAGGUCGCGUGCGGCUCCCGGAGGACGAGGAGGCGACUCAUGACAACGAACCGAACGCCCCCUCUCGCUUCACCAACUACUGGACGGCUAUCAAGAAGAAGCAGUUUCGCUUGCGUUGGUGGCACUACGUGUUGCUUGUCCUGGUAAUUCUGGCAGCCACUGUUCCUCCCAUUGUGGUCGCCAUCGUGCGCCGCGCUCGCAGGCACUCCUAUCGUCCCGUGCCCACCGUUCUGAGAUGCGCCAAUCCUGCGGAACUCUCUCUUCAUCUAGACCAGCCCUACUACCGUCGAGGCCGUCAGGAGUAUCGGCGCGCCGCGAGCACCUCCUUCAGCGUCCCUGGCGACGUUGCCAACUUACAACUCAACGCGUUUGCCUCGCAUGGCUCUAUCCGCUUCGUUCUCGACAACAGCACCGACGUUGCUAAUCAGACUAAGCGUCGCAAUAUCACGAUCGAUGUAACCGCUUUCAUGGAUGACUGGCCUACUUUCCGACAAAACAUCGAAGUGUGUCGGACAGGUCCUUGGGGUUGGCACGGGAGUACAGGCCUGCGUAUUGGCUCCGCGCAUGGGGGGUUCAUGUCACGCUCCUUGAAAACGGCGUUCGAAGUGACCGUACGCCUACCUGCUGGGUCCGCUACAUCUCCUACGCAGCUUCGCAGUGUCUCUGGCGCUCUUCAGGACUUCGAAGUCAUCAUUGACGAUCUUGAGGGCCGUGUUACCUUUGAAGAUUUCUCUUUGAGCACAAGGAACAUGCCCAUUCACGCAGAGUCGCUCAUAGCCACGGCGGCACUCAACCUCCGUACUAUGAAUGCACCUAUCAGCGGGACAUUCAGGGCGGCGCGCAUCGACAUCAAUGCUUACAACGGGGAGAUCAGGGCGAACGCCAGCGUCACAAUGCCAAGCGGGCCGUCGUAUGCGAAUGGCAGGUUCUACGCGUCUCCGUACUUGAAGAUGACCUCGACGAACCGAGCUAUCGUCGCCAACAUUGAUCUCGUCAAGUCGCACGCUUCGAGCCGCUUCGAGCCAGUGUUCCCCAUCGAAGUCAGAACCAGUGACGCACCCAUCGACCUUACGAUCGCUGCCGCGGAGAAGACUCAGUUGAGCGUGACCACACAAAACACCUUCGCCCCGACGACCGUGACGCUACCCGAUACGUACAUUGGCGACUUCUCCAUGAACAUGAACACCUGGGGCGGCUGGAAUCAACCGUUGGCUCACUUCGAUCAGGAGCAUGAUCGGCUCGGCAGGGCGAUGCGUGUCACUUCACUGACCGACCGUGGUAUCUCUGGCAAUAUCCACUUGCCUGACUCACCGCGCAACACCUUCCCACUUCCCGGGAGCCGCGUCGUUAUGUCUUCCCAGCUCGGCGAACUCGACUUGUAUAUCUAA
Molecule: messenger RNA, 1755 nt
Organism: Fomitopsis serialis
Lineage: Eukaryota; Fungi; Basidiomycota; Agaricomycetes; Polyporales; Fomitopsidaceae
Exons: 5
Coding region: 1-1755 (584 amino acids)
Source: RefSeq, a predicted model, not a curated record